AUGCCUAACACCAGAACCAUGGAUGCAAUUGCCCUUAUAUUUGCAAGCAUCUUGGUUAUUGCUGCACCAAACUUUGCACAAGAAGUUAAUGCACAUGAACUUUAUUUGCCAAAUUUAACCGGUGUCGCUUUGCCGCACUUUUUUCAAUGCCUUCGCUCGGUCGUAACCAUCCCGAGGUGUACCGAGGAACUGAUAUUAUCCAUCUUUAGCCUUGAAAUCGAAUUACUUGGUCCCGAAUGUUGUGAUGCACUCUUGAAUGUUGAUGAUAAAUGUUGGCCUAAGAACUUACCUGUGAAUCCUUUUUUUCCAGCGACCAUCAAGAACUAUUGUUUGUCAACAAUAGAUUGA
This is a messenger RNA of Fraxinus pennsylvanica, 348 nucleotides long. NCBI's taxonomy places the organism in Eukaryota, Viridiplantae, Streptophyta, Magnoliopsida, Lamiales, Oleaceae. The record is from the annotation of a GenBank genome assembly.